AUGAAGAUCAAACGGGUAUCGCACGACGGCUGCUUCCGCUUGCUGUGGAUAAUGCUCGGCGGUAUUGCGCCCAGGCUGUCGAGUCUGAUGGGACUUGGGCUGAGACUCCCGACUACUGAUCGGGAAUUCCCGGACAACGCAGGGGCUUGGGUUUCUAUGAGGUCGACAUGGAGUGACCCUGAGGGCUUGUUCAUUGCGAUGAAAGCAGGUAGCAUGAUAGGCCACGCAGCGCAUGGUAAUCUCGAUGCCGGCGACUUCGUGCUUGAUGCGAUGGGCGAACGAUGGGCCGGUGAGCUCUGUCAGGACGACUAUUUGGCUGAAGGUUACUUCUCAGGCGAGAGCCAGGAUAGUAGGCGGUGGGACUAUUACCGCUGCAGAACUGAAGGGCAGAAUACGAUGGUGAUGAAUGGCGAAAACCAAAUCGCAGAUUCCCAACCGCAAACCCGCUUCGAAUCGUCGGAGAUGAAUGGCGAUCCCGACCUCAUCGAGACCACAGCGUAUUGGAUUGUCAACAUGGCUGCCGCUUAUAAUGGGACACGCAUUCAACGCGGCUUGAGAAUGCUCAAUAAACGAAGACAGGUGUUGAUUCAAGACGAAAUUGGGACUUCACCGCAUAGCUUCCAGUGGCGAAUGCAUACCAAUGCCAGUAUCUCAUAUAGCAAGGACCAAAGGACGGCUCGCUUGGACCUCAAUAACAAGACAUUGGAUGUAAUACUCCAGUCUCCGGUAAAUGCUGUCUUCGAGACUCUCGAGCCCGUUCCUCAAGGUGAUUCGCGAAAAGACAAUUUGAAAGAUAUGUCAAACGAGGGUGUCAGCGUCUUAGCUAUCGACAUUUUCUCUGGGAGUAGUACCGUUUCUGUGGUCUUUUCGCCUAGGUGGGGCAGAGAUAAGGAGGUCAAAUUGCCAAAACUCGUCCCUCUUGAGGAGUGGACACUAGGAUCUCAUGAACAAGAUGAAUAG
Molecule: messenger RNA, 960 nt
Organism: Colletotrichum truncatum
Lineage: Eukaryota; Fungi; Ascomycota; Sordariomycetes; Glomerellales; Glomerellaceae
Molecular function (GO): lyase activity
Source: RefSeq, a predicted model, not a curated record